AUGAUGUGCUAUUUGUUCUCAUAUAUUUUUCUGAAUCCCACUACCAGUCCGACAUACAAUAUCAGCGUGACACAAAUAACCGUGGAGAAAAAUGUCACUGAUCUCAAUUUCAAUGCAAUCUUUGACUCCGGCACCUCGUUUACUUAUUUGAACGACCCAAUUUAUACAGUUAUAUCAGAGAAAUUCAAUUCUGCAACCAAAGACAAACGCCAUCCACCUGAUUCCAGUCUUCCUUUUGAAUAUUGCUAUGACUUAAGUGCAAAUCAAACUACGAUUUCGGUUCCAGAUGUCAAUCUAACUAUGGAAGGUGGAACCCAAUUCUACAUUACCGAUCCAAUAAUAGUAACUAGUGUUCAGGGCGGUGGCUAUGUAUAUUGUUUGGGUGUUGUCAAAAGUGAGGACAUAAAUAUCAUUGGACAGAACUUCAUGACCGGUUACCGUAUAGUUUUUGAUCGUGAGAAGAUGGUUUUGGGUUGGAAGGGUUCUGACUGUUAUGAUGCCAAAACUUUCAAUACUCUACCGGUAAGCCCGCGAAGCUCCCCUGCAGGUCCUCCCGAUUCCACCGUCAAACCAGAAGCCACAUCAGGAAAUGGAAAUGGCUCCCCUUUUCCAAGUUCAACACCGCCACCACCAUCUGCAGGGAACCAUUCGCGCCGCUUGAAUUCCUUUGCUUACACACUUCUGUUGGCUCUUUUUUCUCUUUCGACCCACUAUUUGAUCAUUCUUUCCUCAUGA
Molecule: messenger RNA, 735 nt
Organism: Ilex paraguariensis (yerba mate)
Lineage: Eukaryota; Viridiplantae; Streptophyta; Magnoliopsida; Aquifoliales; Aquifoliaceae
Source: the annotation of a GenBank genome assembly